Molecule: messenger RNA, 5425 nt
Organism: Mytilus californianus (California mussel)
Lineage: Eukaryota; Metazoa; Mollusca; Bivalvia; Mytilida; Mytilidae
Exons: 6
Coding region: 466-3933 (1155 amino acids)
Biological process (GO): regulation of apoptotic process
Source: RefSeq, a predicted model, not a curated record
UCGAUAAAUGUAUUUACAACGUCGUAAAGUAGAGCUAAGUUCAUCGCUCUAACUGAUAGCAAAAGCUUCCGUAAUCAUUUAAAUCUACAAAUUAAUUUAAAACUUUAAAAUGCUGCUUUCCAAGUAGUAUAUGAGAUGACGGAUCUUAAAUCCAAUUGGUUCUAUGUUUUUAAAUUGCUGCUACUUCAUUGAACUUGUUUCUUCAGGACUCCGACUUCAGUGUUUUGGUGGAGUUACACAUUGUAGUUAUAUAAACACAGUUUAUGAUGUUGUAAAUUUAUUUUGCUUGGUUUUAUAAACUUGACAUAAUUAAAUGAUUUUUAUCUUAUGAUAUUUCUUUGAAACGUAAUCAGGGAACAAUGAAGUGUACAGUGUUAUCAGCAAUAAUUUACAUGUUAUGAAAUAUCAAUUUUCAUAAAUAUGAGAUCAUAUUGAAAAAGUGUCGAAUUACAUUUCUUAUCAAAUAUGGAUGAAAGUUGGAUCCCCGAUAUUACUGUAUCGACCCCGGAGCUACAGAUCCCGACUGUUAUUCCGUUGGAAGGAAUUCCACAAGUGGAGGAACAGUCGGAAAAACAACCCUCAGAAAAUGAACAAGCUAAUAUGGACCAGAAUUGGGCAAAGAAAAUGAAUAUAGCCAACAAAGAAAGAGAAAACGUAGCCAGAAUAGUAUGGCUGUUAAUGGAUGCAGGAACCUUUGCUUUACGGAGCACAUUUGACAGUGUCCAUCCGCCAUUAAACCUGAGGGAGCACCUGUCUCAGGCACACAUCAAGGCCGUACUACAACGUCUGCAUACCUCCAACGUCAUCAACGACAAACUAUGGGAGAUGUUAUACCCUCUUAAUAAGAAACACACCACGUCACAGCAGUACGACAGCAGGGCUUUGUGUAUCUUACUACAGUCUAUAUGUCAUCUGUGUCCGCCAUAUCCAAAUGGUUGGGGCGUGGCACCACUUCCCACCGAUAGCAGUCUUAGCGCAGACAUUGUUCGAUUACAACUCUUACACCAGAAAGUAGCACGUAUGGAUAUGAUAUCACCAGAGGAGUUUGUAGCAUUAUGGAACCAGAUUAAAGAAGUACUGGUUCGGUUAGGAGGUCCACCAAUCAGAGUCCGUCUACACAGAAUAGAACACGAGAUGAUAACUACAGAACUACAGAACCAUUAUGUCAAUCUGUUCCAGGAACAAUGGGCAGACGGUAGAAAACUCGUCAUGACACCGAAAUCUACUGGGUCUAGGAAGAGAGGAAGGUCAAUGAAAAAUAAGAAAGAAGAAAAUGGAAUACCAAAAGAAGACAAAGCCGUUUUACUGAAGACAUACCGGAUGUUUGUUGAUAAUGUACAAGCAGAAGACAUUCUCGAUCGUCUGCAGCAGAACCAGGUUCUGAAGUUCAGCGAACGUCAGGAGAUUCUGUCUCAUUCGAAAAACUCCGAGAGGAUGCAAAUAAUCAUAGAGAAAAUACAUACCACGAAACUGUCCUUCGGAUUCAAGGCGCUUUGUGAUUCUAUCAAGUUCAAGUAUAAAAAGUUGUACGAUGUUGUCAUGGCUAUCAGGAAAGAAGUUUACAAACAUGGAAUAAAAGACACAGUUGAUGUUGUUGGCGUAUGCCGGGAUUCUCUAUACCAGACGUACAAAGCUAUGUUUGCCAAAUGUCACCCGUUUUCCUGGGCUGAUAACAUCUCUGUAAAUAUAAGGGAUCUUUAUACACCUCUAGAUAUUCUGGACUCGAACGGACGUAAGCUACAUUUGAGUGAUAUAUUUCCACCACCCUGUACGAAUGGUAAAGGGCAGAGGAUUGUACUGGAAGGCACUGGAGGAAGCGGCAAGUCAAUCCUAUGUGCAAUGAUAACCCAAUUAUGGGCAAGCCAUAAAAACUACUUCAAAUAUAAUUACAAUAUAUUAAUACAUGUUGACAUUGCGACGAUAAAUGGCGAUUUUAAAACCGAAGUUUAUCACAGGUUAUUUCCGGAUGAUUUCAAAAUCAAACUGAAAGAUUUUUGGUCGACCAUGGAAGAAAAUUCACAUGAAAUUGUUAUGCUGAUUGAUAGCUACGAAGGAAAGACAGGGAUGCGGGAUUUGCAGGAAAUAAUAUCGGGUUCCAGUCUUCCUCAAGCUACAGUGAUAGUGGCCACAAAUCCGGAUAUAUCCCAUAGUUUAGGAUUUUCAGCAGACUCAAAACUUUUCAACAUGGGCUAUAGCUCACACAGCGUAGCUCGGUGCUUUAAAACUUAUCUGUACCACUUCAAGGCUCAUCCAGAUAAACACCAAGCAUUGUUCGACUUGAUUGAAAAUGAAUCAUGGUUAAUGCAUAAACAUCUUGCUCAACCAAUCGUGUGCCUUCUUAUAUUUGCUAUUUAUCAGAUCAAUAAAACCGCCAACUUGGAUGACAUUGACUGCAUAACCAAUUUAUUUGAAGUUUUUGGUUUAAGUAUGGCAACCCAUUACUGUAAGCGACAGAAAAUUGACGUAAUUGGUUAUGAAUUCCCCGAAGAUGUUGUAAGUGCAAUAAACGAGCUCAGUAAUUUUGCUUUCGAAUCAUUAAGAGACGGGAAACGUGCCUACCUCGAAGAUGAAAUUGUAACUCCGUCCACCAAUUCUAUGAUAUUUCAUCUAGGUGUUUUCUUUAGACUCAAUGGACCUCAUUGGAAAUUUACAUGUACACUGAUGCAGGACUUCCUAGCCGCGAGGCAUUUGAGCGAUUUUGUAUUGGAGGAAAUGUCAACCAUCUUGACAGACAAUAAAAUGAUGAAAUACUCGCGCUAUUCACAGAUGAUCACUUUGUUAUGUGGUCUUUUCCGCGAUGAUUACGAUACUUCUACUCUAAAGAGCUUGUUCACCGAUCUUGCCAUGCGUAAUAUAAGUAAUACUAAGGUUUUGGGAGAUGAUGUGCAGUCGGUUCGAUCAGCUGAUUCUAGAACGAGUAUAUCACAUGCACCGAGUGGCAAGUUAGUUGAUUACAACAUAAGUUUACAGAGCCUAACCGAGUGUGAUUACAGGGAAGAUAUGUGUGAGAUUGUUGCUCAAUCCUUACCUGCCAAAAUGAUUAUAAAAAGGGAUGGACUUAUUUCAACUAAAACUCUGGAGGCUUUACCUCUUGUGAUGACAGGAGAAGCCAAUCGAAUAACCUAUCUAGAGCUUGUUUUACAACCGUCGUAUUCAAGUCAGGCAGCAGUGUAUACAGAACUUGCGAAAGGAGUCGCAAAAACAGGUUGCAUUAAACACCUAAAGAUUCACUGGUCGACCUUAGAUUUAAUGGCUAGAAUUUUGGACGCCUUUAUGACCGAAGUUAGUUCAGUGGAAAGCAUAGUUCUUACUGAUAUAUGUAAGAAAUCGAUUAAACACGUGUCAGCAGAUACAUGGGCAACAUUACAAAAUGCAUGCGAAAACAUGACAAAAACUAAAGAGUUUGCUUUCCUCAAUGGUAGAGUAGCCGCCAUAGCAUACUUUGUUUUGCAACACCUACCAACAACAAUCCGGGAACUUAACUUUACCGGAUGUAAAUUGAACAUGAUGUGCGCAUCUGAACUCAGUUAUAAAUUAGAACAUGCUAAUUCAUUAACGAAACUAGACAUCACAAACACACAACUCGCCGGUUCUGAUUUUGUUGCCGUUUUACAGGGUCUAAAGAUAUGUCCGACAAUUAAACAUCUGAAACUAUGUGGUGCCAAGCUUGACAGACCGGGUGUUAUUACACUAUCUGAAUGCCUUCGGCUUACUCGAACCCUUCAGAUCUUAGAUUUGAGUAACUGUGAACUGGACACGGAAAUGUCUAAACUUCUAGCUAAUGCCAUUGCUGACAACAGGAGUCUAUUGAAACUUGUUUUGAAAAAUACAAAAGUAACAUUAGAAGGCAAGAACGUCAUUUCUCAUACGAAAUUUGUACAACUAAAGGUCAUAGGGUUAGAUGAUGCUAAACACUUACUUCUUACUAUAUAGCUUGUAUUUGUUCUAUUAAUUUUUCAUCAUUUUAACCACCUAUUUAUUUCUUUGAACUGUCAUCUUUUCAAAGUACACGAUUAAACCUUCAGUAUUCAACUUAUGAUAUAUUUGUAGUCUACGCAAAUGCUGUGAGCAAUGCAGAAACGGCAUUUUUUAAUAUAAAAAUUAAAAAAGAUAUCUAUUUAAAACUCGGUCGUUUUCGUAAAAAGGGAAAAAUAACAAAAGAUAAAUGUUCAAAUAUGUAAACUAAGGCAAUACUAGAAGGUCUGUUUUGUGUACAAUUAAUUCUGUCUACACUGAGCAGUUUUGGGACUGAAGAACUGGCUCGAUAGGACAGAUUUUCAAUAUAUAUUGAUGAAUAACUGACGUUUAUACAGGCCAAACAAAAAAAAACGCGUGUUUAAGGUUUCCUUCUAUGAAACAUAUGAUGGGUAGGAUUUAUUUUUGUAUUGGACUUGUUUUUUUUUACCUUCAGUAUAUGUGGACUAACUUCAAUUCUGUCACAAUUCAUGCACUACCAAAAGUGCAAAUUAAACUUUAGGGUAUGUAUUUUGAGGCAUACAAUAGGAUAGGUAAAAAAACACAAGUAAACUUUUUCUGGCCUAACUGUAUUACCAGAUGCAAGAUUUACGGUUAGAUUCUAAGGACAUGGUUGAACUAGGACAGGGUUCUUAUUUGUUAUAACAUGAGGAUUUUGAGUUAAGAUUUAUAGUUAAAGAUUACAUAGUACACUAACCUUAGAAAAAAAACAUUCGUAAAUGCAUACACAAAAUGAAUAUAAAUAUAUGGAAUAUAUUAACCAUUAUCGUUAGCAUUUAUUCAAGAGAUGACUAGUUUGUAUUGCCACUCAGUUAUUUGAUAAUAUUAGAUUUCAUAGUAUAAAACCAUAGAAUGGGAAUCUUAUUAGGAAUUAUGGGAAAUGGCACAAGAACCUACUUUAACUUUUGAAAUUUUUAUUUCAUCAUUAUAGUGUAAGAAAAAAACUCUGUAUUGUAAGAAAUAAAAGGAAAUAAAUGAAUACAGCAUAAUUUAUCCUGUGAUGAUACUAAAAGUUAGACUUACGAAAAGAAGUUUAAAACUACUUAUUCUAUUCAUCUGUUUUUCUUGGCAUAGGCAUUCAGUAAAUAUCUUCCACAUUUGUUGUAUUUUUCAGACAAAUAAUCUAUAAAUAAUGAAAAAAAUCACACAGUUAAUUAUUUUGCAAAGUUAUUCCCUCUGAAAUAAAUUUUUAAUAAAGGUAUAUAUGAAAAGUCAGAAAUUCUUUUUUUUUUAAAGCGACCUUGAUGAUGUGAUGUGCCAUGGUAUGGAGUAAACAUGUUUCCAUUUAUUUUAGCAUUUAUUUCAAUGGAAAAUGUCAUUUUUACACAUAACAUAAAUUAUUUAAGUAAUCUGUGAUUAAAAUCUGUGAUAUUUUGCAAACAAAUGCAUUUAUGAAUUUGAUGCAUUUAUGGGUAUUAGAUUGUAGACAGAAUAAAAUUCGUUAAAAUUA